UUGUCGAGUGCAUUUCAAUACCCAAAGAGUUCUGAGAACCAAAAUGAUGGGAAAAGCUACCUAUCUGUUGUGCCUGUGCCUGGCCAGCGCCGUUUGGGCCAUUGAAUUGCAGCCGGAGCCGGACUACGGACCAGUGGCCUACGAGUUCCAGUGGUCGGUGAACGAUCCCCACACCGGCGACAUCAAGAGCCAGAAGGAGACGCGCAAGGACGACAAGGUCGAGGGUGUCUACGAGCUGAUCGACUCCGAUGGCUAUCGUCGCAUUGUCCAGUACAAGGCCGAUGAUCACAACGGCUUCGAGGCGAUUGUCCAGCGGGAGCCGACGGACAUCAAGAUUCCGCUGCCUGAGCCGCCCAAGAAGUUGCUGGCCGCCAAGAUCCUGACUCCUGUGCUGCCGGUGGCUCCUCUGGUUCACUAUGCUGCCCCCAAGGCUAUCAUCAAGCAGGAGUUGUCCUCCGGAAACUACGUCUCUGUUUCCGGACCCACAGCUCAGUACAAGUACUGAGUAAUGAAUACUAAGAGAAGAUUGCAGCCAUUGACUUUUACCAGCCCAUUUAGGAUGCCCGACUCGACCCGGGAUACUCACUGCCAUACAUCGUAAUUUAAUAUCGCUUAGACCAUUAAUUGUACAUACAAUCAGCAUACAUUUAACUAACUAU
Drosophila takahashii is the source of this 659-nucleotide messenger RNA. RefSeq names its product Cuticular protein 30B (gene Cpr30B). Gene Ontology annotation, cellular component: extracellular matrix. NCBI's taxonomy places the organism in Eukaryota, Metazoa, Arthropoda, Insecta, Diptera, Drosophilidae. The record is from RefSeq and is a predicted model, not a curated record.